GACGUCACGUGGCGGGUUUCUUAUUGAUCAGCCUCGAGCAGGCAAAAGAGCUCAGUCACGUCUCGGUAGCGGACAGUGAAGGUUACCUGCUUCAACAGUGCUUGAACGGCAACCUUUCAACUGUCUUUUCAUCCACCACUCGGACCAAAAGAGAACGAUUGAAGCGACGAAAAGCGUCACGUCACCGUCUUGGCCUGCUUCUGAAUUUAGAAGGAUGAGUUCCCAGGUUAGACAGAACUUCCACCAGGACUGCGAGGCUGCCAUCAACAGGCAGAUCAACCUGGAGUUGUAUGCCUCUUACGUCUACCUGUCUAUGGCGUACUACUUUGACCGGGACGACCUGGCUUUGCACAACUUUGCCAAGUUCUUCCGUAACCAGUCGCACGAGGAGCGCGAGCAUGCCGAGAAGCUCAUGAAACUUCAGAACCAACGGGGAGGCAGGAUCUUCCUUCAAGACGUCAGGAAGCCUGAGCGGGAUGAGUGGGGCAGUGGUGUUGAGGCUCUGGAAGGCGCCCUGCAGCUUGAAAAAAGUGUCAACCAGUCACUGCUGGACUUGCACAAACUCUGCUCUGAUCACAACGACCCACAUUUGUGUGAUUUCAUCGAGACCCACUUCCUGGACGAGCAAGUCAAGUCCAUCAAAGAGCUGGCAGACUGGGUGACCAACCUGCGUCGCAUGGGCGCCCCUCAGAAUGGCAUGGCAGAAUACCUAUUUGACAAACAUACUCUGGGCAAGGAAAGCAGCUAAAUCCCUCCUGAUUUGUUAUUUUGCAUUUUGCUUUCUGUGUACCAAAUAGGAAAGCCACCUGCAUGCUUCAGGCCAGUGUGUUAUUCAUGUAGUAACUUCUUCCGCUUCUGUCAACACAACUUAGUAUGCUGCAUCCCAUCCCUAUAAUGUACUUAUUGGUGUUUUACACCAGAUGUCGGGCAUAUGAAAUAAAUUAAAACUGAAAUAGUA
Molecule: messenger RNA, 958 nt
Organism: Dunckerocampus dactyliophorus (ringed pipefish)
Lineage: Eukaryota; Metazoa; Chordata; Actinopteri; Syngnathiformes; Syngnathidae
Gene: fth1a
Product: ferritin, heavy polypeptide 1a
Exons: 6
Coding region: 215-748 (177 amino acids)
Biological process (GO): iron ion transport; intracellular iron ion homeostasis
Cellular component (GO): cytoplasm
Molecular function (GO): ferric iron binding; ferrous iron binding
Source: RefSeq, a predicted model, not a curated record